Beta vulgaris subsp. vulgaris (sugar beet) is the source of this 3651-nucleotide messenger RNA. RefSeq names its product wall-associated receptor kinase-like 8. The record is from RefSeq and is a predicted model, not a curated record. Gene Ontology annotation, cellular component: plasma membrane. The coding region runs from base 1202 to 3529 and encodes 775 amino acids. Gene Ontology annotation, molecular function: protein serine/threonine kinase activity; calcium ion binding; ATP binding. Gene Ontology annotation, biological process: cell surface receptor signaling pathway; protein phosphorylation. The transcript is spliced from 3 exons. NCBI's taxonomy places the organism in Eukaryota, Viridiplantae, Streptophyta, Magnoliopsida, Caryophyllales, Amaranthaceae.
UGGCUGACCAAAAUUUAUUUGAGCUCUUGGUUGAUUUGAAAGGAAUGUAUAUUUCUUUCCGGAGGUUGUAUGAUACCUCGAGGGAGAGGUGGUAGCUCAGUGGAGUAACACCCCGAAUUCUAGGGUAUUGCCCAGGGUUCGAAUCCUCAUCCCAGCAAUAUGUUGGCAUUUAAUUCUGGACUAUCUAGCAGGGAUUGGUUUUCGGAUUACUUAUCUUUUCUAAUAAAAAAAAAAAUUGAGAGAGAUAAGAGAAUAGUGAAAAAAAAGAUGGACCCUUUCAAAAUUAAUCAAGUUGGUCAAGGGUAACGCGGGAGUUCUCUAUAGUGUUUAAUGUUGAGUUGGUAGGUCCUUUUUAAGGGACUAAAUGUUCAAUGCACAGCCAUAGUCCAAGGAAGCAGUUGGGGUCUCCAAAAGGCAAAAGUAUUUUUGCCAUGGUACAGGUGGUAGAGAAACAGAGACGGGCAUGAAACGGAAAACUACUAUAAUUUUUAUUAGAAGAGAUAAUUGGUUUGAAGACCAACCCCGACUAAUAGGCUACUGACCUACAUGCUCCAGGUUAGGGCCAACUCAGAAGCCGUAAUAUAGAACGGACGUCAGACUUGAACCAGGUUCAAGCUGACUGAGAAUUCCCUACAUAUUAACAUGAUAUUUUAGUAUUCCCCCCGUCCCAUUAUAUAGUACUUGUUUUUAUAUGGUCUCUAAGACGUUCCUUUGACUUUCAAUAUCUUCAAUUUUGUAUUAAUUAAAAAUUGUAAACAGUUGAUAUUAUGAAAGUACACAUUGAGAAGAAUCUAACAAGAUAUCAUAUGAGUAUGUUUUAUGUAUAUAUUAAUGAGAAUAUUUACUAAAAGAUUUUAAAGUUUGACUAUAAAAAAUAAAACAAGCAUCAUAUUAUGAGAACAAGGGAGUAUUAGUUUUUUUUUUUUUUUCUCUUUACACUGAUUAUUAAUAGAAGUAACUGGGUAGUUAAACGCAAGAGUAAUCUAUCCCGGCAAAAGUAAAGAGAAAAGUAAAGCCCAUGCAAGCUAGAAGUUUCUGAAGAACAAGUCUAAUGCAGGUUCUCAUGUUUGACAUUACUUGUGAAUGAAAGUUUUUACCUACCAUUAGUAAAUUAUACUAUAUGGUAUUAUGGUUAGUCUAGCUAUAUAUAUCCCUUGUAAGACUUCAAAUCUUAGCGUUAUAAGCGUGUAAUACUUCAAACAUGAACUUUUCUUGGCUUCUCUUCCUCUCCUUACUGGUUGCAGCCACAGUACCUGGCGUUAAGGCAGCCUUGGUAACACCCACCAACAUGUUCACAGCUGCAAACACCACCAGACCUGGUUGUCAGCGUAAAUGUGGCGACUUAACCAUACCUUACCCCUUUGGUAUUGGUCCUAAUUGCUCCCUUGAUCGCGGCUGGCUAACUGUCAUAUGUAACACCUCCUAUAACCCUCCAAGAGCUUUCCCAAUGAUUGGCCUUGGGUUUUCAGAAAACCCUGAAAUCUUGAAUAUAACCGAACAUCAAAUAAUGAUCCGGAAUUCUCAGAUAGCAUCUAAGUGCUACGAUCUCCAGGGGAAUGAGGUUUCAGGAAAUCAAGGGAACUUUGAUAUAUAUGAUUCGCCCUUUACUUACGCAACAACAAACAGGCUCACGGUUGUUGGGUGUAAUGAUUAUGCACUCAUUUCUGCUUCAGCAGGGACUCUGUCAACUGGGAAUCAAUUCAAUUUUAGAGCUGGUUGUCUAGCCUUGUGUUCCAACCCAGAUGAGGUGAUCCAAGGAUCUUGUUCGGGUUUAGGUUGUUGCCAGACAUCUUUCCCAGUAGGCUUACAAUCAUUCACAGUUACUCUUUCGAGCUUGCAGAAUCGCACUAUUGGUGGAGUCUCAGCUGUUCAACCUUGUGGCUAUGCUUUUUUUGCUGGUGAAGACAGCUUCAGAUUUCAUGGAGCCUCGGAUUUGAGUGGCACAGUGGUAAACAGAACGAUACAGCAAGUACCUCUUGUGCUUGAUUGGUCUGUUGGAGUUACUCCUAGCACUAGGCUCACGUGUGAUCAGGCAAAAAGAAAUUCUACGACAUAUUAUUGUCAGUCGAAUACAGAGUGUAUUGAUUCUGAUGCAGGAGGAUACCGCUGCAACUGCCUCUCAGGAUACGAGGGUAAUCCCUAUCUUGAGCCAGGCUGCACAGAUGUUGAUGAGUGCGCUGCUGGUUCGAAUAGUCCAUGUGCCAUGGCUUGUCGUAACACACCAGGGAGUUACCAGUGCUAUUGCCCGAGUGGAUAUGUUGGAGAUGGAUUAAAAAAUGGGACAGGAGGCUGCAUGAGGAUUUCUGAUAAUAGUUCAUCAACACUCAAGAAAAUCAUUCUUGGACUAGGCAUCUCCUUGGGAUCAAUGCUUCUGCUCUUUGGUGUGUGGUCUUUGUAUUUUUUUAUCCAAAGAAGAAAGAUUGUUAAGCAGAAGGCUAGAUACUUCGAGCGAAAUGGUGGCUUAUUGUUGCAACAACAAAUGUCUUCUGAUGAAAGUGUUGUGGCAAGGAUGAAAAUCUUUACUUCAGAAGAGUUAGAAAGAGCCACUGACAACUUCAAUAUAGAUAGAAUACUUGGGCAAGGUGGUCAAGGUACAGUUUACAAAGGUAUGUUGAGUGAAGGAAGGAUUGUUGCCAUAAAGAAGUCGAAAUUGGUGGAUGAGAGUCAGUUAAAUGAAUUCAUUAACGAAGUAGUUAUCUUAUCACAAAUCAAUCAUCGGAAUAUAGUUAAAUUAUUGGGAUGUUGUUUGGAAACUGAAGUUCCAUUACUAGUUUAUGAGUUUAUCCUUAAUGGAACACUUUUCCAUCAUAUUCAUCACCCAAGUGAAGAGUUUCCUAUUACCUGGAGAAUGCGUUUGCAAAUUGCUUCUGAUUCAGCCGGAGCACUUGCAUACUUGCACUCAUCGUCUUCUACUCCUAUCCUUCAUCGGGACAUCAAAUCCUCCAACAUACUUUUAGAUGACAAGUACAGAGCAAAGGUGUCAGAUUUUGGGACUUCGAGAUCAAUUGCUCUAGAUCAAACCCAUGUAACUACUCGAGUUGUGGGAACAUUUGGUUAUUUAGAUCCCGAGUACUUUCAAACAAGUCAGUUUACUGAGAAGAGUGAUGUUUACAGUUUUGGAGUGGUACUUGUCGAACUUCUAACAGGACAAAAGGCAGUACGUGCUGCAUUUGAAGAAGAAAGAAGUUUAACUUCAUGGUUUCUUUCCCAUAUGGAAACUUCUCGUUUGCUAGAUAUCAUAGAUAAUCAACUCCUACAAGAGGGUUCAGAGAAAGAGUUUCUCAGGAUUGCUAAUCUUGCAAAGCGGUGUCUAAACUUGGAUGGAAAGACUAGACCCGCGAUGAAGGAGGUUUUGAUAGAUAUAGAAGCAGUACUGUCACUUCAUCUACCUCAACAGAACUGGCCAGAAACUAACAAAGUGUUAACUGGUGCACCAAGAAAUGUAUCUGAUGAUUUUUCUACCACAAUUUAUUUGGAAAAUGUCUCUGCAAGUUCUGCUGAAUUGUCUUUGUUAUUUAAUCCUAGAUGAUGCAAUGUAUGUCCAAGGGAUUGGUUUUAUACUUUAUCAAUAGUGUAUCACUCUGUACAUGGUUGAUCAAUUUCCCCUUUCAUUUAUGGUAAUUUGCAGAAUUCAUUGGGUUUAUUACGAAA